This is a messenger RNA of Topomyia yanbarensis, 680 nucleotides long. RefSeq names its product DNA-directed RNA polymerase I subunit RPA12-like. The record is from RefSeq and is a predicted model, not a curated record. Gene Ontology annotation, biological process: DNA-templated transcription; termination of RNA polymerase I transcription. The transcript has 3 exons. Gene Ontology annotation, cellular component: RNA polymerase I complex. Gene Ontology annotation, molecular function: nucleic acid binding; zinc ion binding; DNA-directed RNA polymerase activity. NCBI's taxonomy places the organism in Eukaryota, Metazoa, Arthropoda, Insecta, Diptera, Culicidae. The coding region runs from base 144 to 512 and encodes 122 amino acids.
UUGUCAUUUACCUUUGUGCUCUGCUCUGUGAGGGACUUUUAUUUAUUUAUCACGUGGAUUAACCGGAUUUUGCAUUAAAAGCAAAGUUUAAUUUGUUUUAGAAUUAAAUAUUAAGUUAGAUAUUCGAGAAUUUGUUGAAGAGAAUGGAUUUUAAUUCUUCUAUCACUCCGGGCUUCUGUCCCGAAUGUGGUUCUAUAUUACCCCUGUUACGGAUGAGCGGGAGUGUAACUUGCUAUAACUGCCACAAGAGUUAUAACGAAGCAGUCUUUGGAACCAUGGAAGUGGAAUACACUAUUCAUUUUAACUCGUACGAAAACAAGAAAUCUGCCCAGCACGACAAUCGAAAUGCAGCUGAAGAAGAAUCGGACGGACCGAUUGUGUCACGACGGUGUCCAAAGUGCGGCAACGACAAAAUGUCUUAUGCGACCCUUCAACUUCGAUCGGCGGAUGAGGGGCAGACGGUUUUCUUCACAUGCAUCAAGUGCAAAUUUAAAGAGUCGGAAAAUUCUUAAACAGCAUAAAAUGAGCUUUACCUGUCGUAUAAACAACAUCAAAUGUCAACCGUUUUAUAAACGUACCGAGUGUGCAAAUAACUCAGUCACUAAAAUAAAAAGAUUUCAUUCAUUUUGGACGCUUUUGUAAUUUCUGACCGUGCAGCCCGUCGGGUUUGUAUACUUUAA